Messenger RNA from Lachancea fermentati, 1650 nucleotides. The record is from the annotation of a GenBank genome assembly. NCBI's taxonomy places the organism in Eukaryota, Fungi, Ascomycota, Saccharomycetes, Saccharomycetales, Saccharomycetaceae.
AUGAACUUUGGUAACCAAACACCAACUAUUGUUGUCCUGAAAGAGGGUACUGAUGCCUCUCAAGGUAAGGGCCAGAUCAUCUCAAACAUCAACGCAUGUUUGGCAAUUCAAGAAACCUUGAAGCCAACAUUGGGUCCUUUAGGAUCAGACAUCUUGUUAGUGAACUCUAAUGGCAGGACUACAAUUUCUAAUGAUGGUGCAACCAUAUUGAGACUUUUGGACGUGGUACACCCAGCUGCGAAAACUUUAGUUGACAUUUCCCGAGCUCAAGAUGCCGAGGUAGGUGACGGAACAACGAGUGUUACAAUUUUGGCUGGUGAGAUAAUGAAGGAGGCUAAGCCAUUCCUGGAAGAGGGUAUCUCAUCUCAUAUUAUCAUGAAAGGCUACAGAAAGGCAGUUAGUUUAGCCAUUGCAAAGAUUAAGGAAUUGGCUGUGGACAUCUCUGGCGACAACAACAACAGAGAUCUAUUGGAACGCUGUGCCAGAACAGCGAUGUCCUCGAAGUUGAUCAGUAAUAAUGCCGACUUUUUUGUGAAGAUGUGUGUGGAUGCUGUAUUGUCUCUUGAUCAAAACGAACUAGAUGACAAAUUGAUCGGUAUAAAGAAGAUUCCGGGUGGUGCAAUGGAGGACUCCAUUUUUGUAAAUGGUGUUGCCUUCCAGAAAACAUUUUCAUACGCAGGAUUUGAGCAGCAGCCAAAGAAAAUUGAACAUCCAAAGAUAUUGACUUUGAAUGUUGAAUUGGAAUUGAAGGCAGAAAAGGAUAAUGCUGAAGUACGUGUUGAACACGUCGAUGAUUACCAAGCUGUAGUGGAUGCUGAAUGGCAAAUAAUUAUCGACAAGUUGAAGCAGAUCGAAGAUUCAGGAGCAAACAUCGUUUUAUCCAAACUCCCUAUCGGCGAUUUGGCCACUCAAUACUUCGCUGAUAGAAACAUCUUUUGCGCCGGUAGAGUUCCAAGUGAAGAUAUGAAUAGAGUUAUUCUAGCAGUUGGGGGAUCUGUUCAAUCCACCACAUCCGAUAUCAAGCCAGAGCACUUGGGUACAUGUGAUUUAUUCGAAGAAGUUCAAAUUGGCUCUGAACGUUAUAAUCUAUUUGAAGGAUGCCAUGAAGCGAAAACAUGCACACUUCUUUUGAGAGGGGGUGCAGAACAGGUCAUUGCAGAGGUCGAGCGUUCCUUACAUGACGCCAUUAUGAUAGUAAAGAGAGCGGUGCAAAAUAGACUGAUUGUCGCUGGAGGUGGUGCGAUAGAGAUGGAAGUUUCCAAGUACUUGAGGGAUUACUCGAAAACAGUUCCUGGUAAGCAGCAGUUAAUUAUCAAUGCAUUCGCUAAGGCUUUAGAGGUUAUCCCCAGACAACUAUGUGAAAACGCUGGUCUAGACGCCAUCGACAUUCUGAACAGAUUGAGGAUGGCCCAUAGCAAAGACGAGAAGUGGUAUGGUGUUGACUUUGAAACGGAAAACAUCGGAGACAAUUUCUCUAAAUUCGUGUGGGAACCGGCAUUGGUGAAGAUAAACGCUUUGAGUAGCGCGACUGAAGCAACUAAUUUGAUUCUUUCAGUCGACGAGACCAUUAGAAAUCAAGAAAGUCAACCUGCGAAUGCCGGUAUGAUGCCUCCUCAAGGUGGCAGAGGUAGGGGUAUUCCUAUGCGUUGA